AUGGAAGAGCAGGUAGCAAAUGCCAUUGAAAUCGCCGGGAACCCCUCCUCAGACGCCACCCUCAAGGCUCAGGCCUUUGACUUCCUAAACCAACUCCGCACCGACCCCUCCGGAUGGCAGGUCUGCCUCGCUCUCUUCACCAAGACCCCGCAAUACUCCGAGAUUAUACGGCAUGUGGCGUUGGAGGUUGUCAACAGUGCGGCCCAGGCGGGUCUCAUUGACCCCCAGGCCCUGAUCUAUGUCCGUGACGGCCUGAUGGCCUAUCUCCGCCAGGUAUAUGGGCAGGAAAACGUUACGCCCGACCCAUCCAGUAUCCAGAACAAGAUCGCCCAGACCAUCACCUUCCUCUUUUCCGCCCUCUACGGCAAUGGCUGGGAGACUUUCUUCGACGACCUCCUUAGUCUCACAUACAAGAGCCCGGCCAGCACAAACCGCGACAAUACGCUCGGAAUCAUCUUUUACCUGCGUGUCGUCAAUUCGAUCCACGAGGAGAUCGGUGAUGUACUUGUGUCACGGUCCCGUGUCGAGCAGGACAAGGCCAACCUGCUCAAGGAUCUUAUCCGUUCACGCGACAUGCAGAAGAUCGCCAGCUCAUGGCAGGAGAUCUUGUCGGAUUGGCGGGACGGGAACGAUAUGAUCGUGGAGAUGUCUCUCAAAGCGGUCGGCAGCUGGGUCAGCUGGAUUGACAUCGGUCUUGUAGUGAACCAGACCAUGCUGGACCUACUGUUCCAGCAGCUCGGCCGGGCGCAGAAGGCGGAGCUCAGAACAGGGGAAGAGAAGGUGCGCGAUGCGGCGGUUGAUGUCUUCACGGAGAUUAUCGGCAAGAAAAUGAAGGCCGAAGAUAAGAUGGAAAUGAUCAUUUUCUUGAAUCUCGACACUAUUGUUACGCAGCUGUCCAAUAGCCCCCCUCUUCAUGAUAAUAGGUUCACAUUCAAGUACGAUACUGACCUGGCGGAAACGGUGGCCAAGUUAGUCAAUAUUACUGUCAUUGAUAUUGUACGGGCCCUGGAGCAGGACACCGUUAUGGCCGACUGCAAGGAGAAGGCUACCGGACUGCUGCAGGUCUUCUUGCCGCAUAUCCUGAGAUACUUCUCGGAUGAAUACGAUGAGGUCUGCUCGACUGUCAUCCCCUGUGUGAGCGACCUCUUGUCGUACCUCAGGAAACUUGCCAAGAUCAACCCUGCCCUGGCCGAACAGCACUCGUCGAUCUUGCUUCCUAUUCUGAAGGCCAUCAUCGCCAAGAUGCGGUACGAUGAAACCUCGUCCUGGGGUGACGAGGACGACCAGACGGAUGAAGCGGAGUUCCAGGAACUUCGGAAACGCCUGGGCGUGCUGCAGCAAAUCGUUGCGACCGUCAACGAACAGCUCUGCAUGGAGGCUGUCUCGGAAGUUGUGGGGACGACGUUCGAGAAUCUGCGUCAGUCGGGGGCCCAGCUCGACUGGCGUGACCUGGACCUAGCCUUGCACGAGAUGUUCCUCUUUGGCGACGUUGCUGUUAGGGCCGGUAGUCUGUACAACAAGGGUAGCCCCAACAACCAAGCCGCGGAGAGACUGGUCGAGAUGAUGCUGAAAAUGGUCGAGUCGGACAUCCGGUCAUUCACGCACCCGGCCACACAGUUGCAGUACAUGGAGAUCUGUGUUCGCUACAGCUCAUUCUUUCAGUAUCACACCCACCUGAUCCCGAGUGUACUGGAGAGCUUCCUCCAACUGGUUCAUCACCCGAUCAAGAAGGUGAAGACGCGCUCGUGGUACCUUUUCCAGCGUUUAGUUAAGCAGCUCAGAACCCACAUUGGCAAUGUGGCACAGACAGUUGUCGAGGCAUUGGGUGAUCUUCUCGUGAUCAACGCAGAACUCCCAUCCGAGGGAUCGGAGGGUGAUGAAAUGUCCUCAGAGGAUCAUGAGGGGUCGGCUGAUGCCGUCUUCAACAGCCAGCUGUACCUGUUCGAAGCUGUGGGAAUUAUCUGCUCGACACCGACUGUUCCCGCCGACAAGCAGGUCCUUUAUGCACAGUCCGUCCUGAACCCGGUCUUUAUGGAUAUGGAGAAGAAUUUGGCCGCGGCUAAGGCCAACGAUGAGCGCGCAUUGCUGCAGAUCCACCAUGAUAUCAUGGCUCUAGGCACGCUGGCCAGAGGCUUUUCCGAUUGGAUGCCGGGAACCAGCUCGCCCGCUUCGCUGCCCGCUCCUGAAGUAUCGGAGGCGUUCAUGCAGGUGUCUGAGGCUACGCUUGUGGCCCUGGAGUCGCUCAAGACUUCGUUCAAUGUUAGAACGGCUGCCCGGUUUGCAUUCUCGCGCCUCAUUGGUGUGUUGGGAUCACGCAUCUUACCGCAGCUCCCGCGGUGGAUUGAUGGUCUGCUCACGCAGACAUCAUCUCGGGACGAGAUGGCACUGUUCCUGCGGCUGUUGGAUCAGGUCAUCUUCGGGUUCAAGUCGGAGAUAUACACUAUCCUUGAUGCGCUCUUAACCCCUUUCCUGCAGCGUGUAUUCUCCGGUAUUGCCGACGCUCCCACUGGCACGGACGACGAGGUCCAGCUGGCGGAGCUCAAGCGGGAGUACCUUAACUUCUUGCUGGCAGUUCUGAACAAUGAGCUUGGAGCCGUUAUCAUCAGCGAACGGAACCAACCGAUGUUCGACACGGUCAUCACCACUAUUGAGCAUUUCGCCAAGGAUGUCGACGACUUUACCACCGCCAAGAUGGCGUUCUCGGUUCUGUCGAAGAUGGGCAGCUCCUGGGGCGGACCAGACAUUGCGCCGGAGGGUGCGAACGGCACGGCACCCCAGCAGCCAGCACUCCCAGGAUUCGGUCAGUUCAUGAUCACCCGGUUGUCCCCUCUGUGCUGGGCGCUGCCCGCGACGCCGUCCUUCAACUCCAAGGAUGCACAAGCCAAGCAGGUCCUCGCGGAAGCGGGAGUCCUACAGCGGACGAUAUACGCAAAGACGGGCAUGGAGUACGUUCAGUACCUGCGGGAGCGCGAGCUGCCAGGAAUGGGGAUGGGAGCAGAUUUGGUGGAAGAGUUUGUGGGGGCAUUGACCCGGCUGGACCUGAAGGGAUUCCGGCAGUUCUUCCCGUCCUUUAUCCAGCGAUUGAGCGCUUGA
Messenger RNA from Aspergillus sclerotioniger CBS 115572, 3093 nucleotides. RefSeq names its product Ran GTPase-binding protein LOS1. The record is from RefSeq and is a predicted model, not a curated record. Gene Ontology annotation, biological process: tRNA re-export from nucleus. Gene Ontology annotation, molecular function: tRNA binding; small GTPase binding. The coding region runs from base 1 to 3093 and encodes 1030 amino acids. The transcript is spliced from 4 exons. NCBI's taxonomy places the organism in Eukaryota, Fungi, Ascomycota, Eurotiomycetes, Eurotiales, Aspergillaceae. Gene Ontology annotation, cellular component: nuclear matrix; nuclear pore; cytoplasm.